AUGGAAAAGAUGAUGAAGCAUCAGGAGAUAACCAGCAAGAAUCAUGAAGCCUCAAUGAGAAACUUAGAAAGGCAGAUUGGACAACUGUCCAAGCAAGCAGUAAUUGAAAGACCAACCAGUUCUGUCCUAAGUGAUACCAUUUCUAAUCCUAAAGAAGAAUGUAAGGCUAUCCAAUUGAGGAGUGGAAGAACUUUGGUGAAUCACAAAGAAGCCACCAAGAAGCCAACAGAGGAUGACAAGACCAGCAGUAAAGAGCAAGUGACAAUUGAAGAAAAGAAUCAAGAGAAGCUCAAGGAGAAAGAGGAACCUCAAGCUUCCAAGAAGGGGAAGCAAAUAAUGGAGGAGCCAUCACAAGAACAGAGGACAAUGGUGAAGACAUACACUCCCGCCAUUCCAUACCCUCAAAGGUUUAACAAGGAGAUCAAAGACCAACAAUUCCCUAAGUUCUUAGAGGUAUUCAAGAAGCUAGAGAUCAAUAUUUCACUUGCUGAAGCUCUAGAACAAAUGCCCCCAUAUGCAAAAUUCCUCAAAGAGCUCAUUAACAAGAAAUGGAGUUGGAAUGAGAAGGAGAUGGUAAUUCUAACACAAGAAUACAGUGCUAUCAUCCAAAGAGGCCUUCCUCCAAAGCUCAAAGAUCCAAGAAGCUUCAUCCUUCCUAUACUAUAG
Molecule: messenger RNA, 666 nt
Organism: Arachis duranensis
Lineage: Eukaryota; Viridiplantae; Streptophyta; Magnoliopsida; Fabales; Fabaceae
Exons: 1
Coding region: 1-666 (221 amino acids)
Source: RefSeq, a predicted model, not a curated record